Molecule: messenger RNA, 4886 nt
Organism: Ornithorhynchus anatinus (platypus)
Lineage: Eukaryota; Metazoa; Chordata; Mammalia; Monotremata; Ornithorhynchidae
Gene: ACP3
Product: acid phosphatase 3
Exons: 12
Coding region: 483-1730 (415 amino acids)
Biological process (GO): lysosome organization; dephosphorylation
Cellular component (GO): plasma membrane; lysosome
Molecular function (GO): acid phosphatase activity
Source: RefSeq, a predicted model, not a curated record
CGGGUUGCCAAGAGAACCUAAACGUUGGCCUGAUUGCUCAGAUGGAUUUAAAACCUCAGGCUUCUUGGCACUUCGACGUCACGAAGGUCUGUAAGAGCCCUGCUAACUCCCUGCCUGAUGUCCCAAGCUAGAGGGUUUUUUAGCUCAUUCAAAUCAUACGACUCACAUGGUUCCUGAUAAUUCCCUUUCUAAGCUUCCCCUGUGAGAUCAUGGCUAGGGAAACGAGGACCUGAAAUACCUCGUGUGUGAGGCUCUGAGCUAUCAGCAUGCUGACAUUUUGCGAUUUCAACAACUAAAGAGACCAUGUCAGCCCAGUCCAGAUCUGGUUCCCUAAAGUCACAGCUGGAUUCUUUGCUACAAGCCUCUGGCAAAACAUAAGCCCAGAAAAGAUCAAACAAAUCAAAGGGCUUCCACUUCAGGGCUUUUCGACUUGGAAAGCUUCACUAUCGCGUUUCAAGCAACUUCAUUCAGCUGGCCCCAAGAUGAGAGUCUCCCCACCGAUGCCCUGGCCUGCCAGCCUGGGCUCUUUGUUUCUUUUUUCCGUCUGGUUCCACCAAGCCGCCGCAGUGAAGGAACUGAAGUUUGUCAUACUAAUAUUUCGACAUGGUGAUAGAAGUCCCAUCGAAACAUUUCCUAUGGAUCCUCACAAGGAGUCUGCUUGGCCACAGGGAUUUGGGCAGCUUACUCAGCUUGGCAUGGAACAACAGUAUGAACUUGGACAGUUUUUACAUAAAACAUACUCACACUUUCUGAAUGAUUCUUAUAACCGGAAUCAGGUUUAUGUUCGCAGCACAGAUAUUGACCGGACCUUGAUGAGUGCCAUGACCAAUCUUGCUGCUCUCUUUCCACCAAAGGGAACCAGUGUUUGGAAUCCCCAAAUCCCCUGGCAACCCAUCCCAGUCCACACAAUACCAGUGUCCGAAGAUCAGUUGCUGUACCUUCCUUUUCUAAAAUGCCCUCGUUUUAAAGAACUUGAGAAAGAAACUUUGGAGUCGGAGGAUUUCCAGAACAGGCUCAAACCCUACAAGGAGUUCCUAAAAGAGUUACCAAAGCAGUCAGGAUUCACAGGUGACAACCUUUUUGAAAUCUGGAGUAAAAUCUAUGAUCCUUUAUUUUGUGAGAGUAUUCACAACUUCACUUUACCUACCUGGGCCACUGAGGACACUAUGACCAAGUUGAAAGAGCUGUCAGAAUUGUCCCUAAUGUCAACCUUUGGAAUUUACAAGCAAAAAGAAAAAUCUCGACUUCAGGGAGGUGUCCUGGUGAAUGACAUCCUCACACAUAUCAAGAAUUCCACAGAACCCACCAACCAGAGAAAACUUGUCAUCUAUUCUGCACAUGACACUACCAUUGCUGGUCUCCAAGUGGCACUCGAUGUUUUUAAUGGAAAACUCCCUCCUUAUGCCUCCUGCCACAUCUUUGAAGUCCAUCUCGAGAAUGGGAAGUACAACAUUGAAAUGUAUUAUCGGAACAACUCUUGGAAUGACCCUUACCCACUCACGCUGCCAGGCUGCACCCAUAGCUGCCCAGUGACAAAGUUUGCUGAGCUGGUCUCUCCUGUGAUAACACAAGAUUGGUCAGAGGAGUGUAUGACCACAAAGGCUUACAAAGAUCUAAGGAUAACCCUUGCUGUUACCUUUUGCCUAUUGUCCGGCCUUUUGAUGGUGUUGCUGUUUCUCCUGUUGCGAUUUGGACCUUGCAGGCAGAGGGACUGCUAUCAGAACAUUUAAAUGGAGGUUCAAGCGAGGAGUGAAAAGCUGUGAAAGACUUGAUGCAGUGAUGUGAAUGUCUGUGUUACGACCCUCAAAUGGCUUUCAUCCUUUGUAGCUCUUCUGUCCAAACCCAUCCUUGAACCUGUUGUAGUAAUGAAUUAGAGCAAUUACAUCAGCCGCAACUAGGCUGACCUAUUAGUGCACACCUAUGAUACACAGGCCAUUUCAGGAACAAACUCAUAUUAGAGCACUUAUGCUGGUAAAUGAAUUUUGGCUAGUCAGAGGUUGAUUUCUUCCAGAAUCUUCAGCGGUUUAGCAAACGGGUGCUUGGCUCUCGGGGUUGGGCCUCUGCUACUAAGGCUAGGGAAGAGUAAGAAAGGAAGCUAACUUUACAUCCUUAUUUUUUUCUAUAAAGGAUAUAAAGAUGUGAGGGGGGCCAAAGGGAAAACUUAAAAGAGCCAGAGGGUUGCUUCUGCAGUAGAUUGUUUGAAAGAAAUAAGAUCAAGCCAUCAAUAAAGGGAGCAAGAAAUAGAUGGAAGAUUUUCCUCUGACCAAGCUGGAGUUAUAACAUACCCAGAAGAAUACUAACUUUGAGUUUCAUCAUCCGUGUUUCUCUUCUGACCUAGAUGUUAUUUAUAACCUCAACAAACUUGAAGCAUUAGCCAUGUUUGUUUCUCGAGUUUUUGUCUUAAUUAUGUACAAUACUUAGAGCUGGUCAGCUGUAAAAGUAUGCAUUCUUAACUCUUUUUCACUGAAGAGAAGAGUGAAAGAACUCUAUUCCCCAUAAUUUAUAGAAGUGGGUUUUCUUCGUCCCAUUUUCCAUUCUUCCUCCUUCAAUCUUCCUAUCUAACUAUAGAAAAAAGAAAGCCCUCCGAAUCCAAUUUAGACUCCCAAAGCUAAAAAUUGGACCUGUCACGAGUUGUUUCCUUCAAAGUUCAAUGGAGCUAGUCUGUUGACAAAUUCGGUAAUUAUAUUUCAAGGCUCAAAGCUGAAUGAAAAACUAACAGUGACAAAUGAUGUAUAGCAAUAGAGCAGAGAGCACACGUACAUACUAAAAAAAUUAUCCAUGUAGAAACAAUCGCACAGCUUCAAAAAAGAAGGUCCAAUCUCUCUAAAUGUGAAUUCUCUCUGCUGAUAAGUGACUCUUUUCAGAUAUGGCAAAAAUGAUAAAUCCAGUUGUCAGAAUGAUCAAUCCUUAGAAGAUAUUUCCAACAUUUAAGUAACCUUCACUAAGAGUUGUACCUAUUGGCUUUUGGACAACUACUGACAUGGGCCUGAAUGAGACGAAAUACUACAGUGGCCAAGUCACCAUGUCAGUAUGCAGAGAUAGAUAGAUUUAAUAUGCGGAUAAGCAAUCUAAAAUAAAAAUAUUAGUUAUCAUGUAUAGCAAAAGAACAAGUGCACAAAUCCAUUUUGAUGGAAAGUGACAUUAUGUGAUGACCCGUAUACCUACACGGUGCCUUUGGAAAGUUUGAGUUUUCUAGGAAGUCAUUUCACUGGAGUAAGUUGACCUGAAAAACUUGAACUACAUAACUGCUCUCCACUUUCUUCAAACACCAAUUCUUUAUUUUCAUUUUCCCUCCAAGUAAGUCUCUGUUCUUUCACACCCUCCUCUAUCCCCAACUUUGUGCCUUCCUUCAUGCGGAUAAGGUUUCUUGAUUAAUGUAAGCCUAAUGGCCUCAAUCUCUCUUCUUUCAAAUUCUCUCUGCCAAAUCCUCUCUGAGGUUAUUGAUCAGCAUUAAUGUGCUUACAUUACAUUUUGACUGUUGGCUAUAUUCUAUCUUGAUGUCACUGGUUGAUUGCCUCUCUGUUAUUCGUUUCUGAUUGUAAAGUACCACAUGUAGCUAUAGAAUUGUAGAAAUAAAAUAGUAUCUUUCACUGUGUAUCUUUCUGGUAGAAUGGAUAUAAAGGCUCCAGGGUUGGAACAAGCUUUGGUAAGUGCUGCCAUUCCAACAAGGGAUAAAGGACGCCUACCCCAAGAACAUCCUGGGCUUCCUAAAAUCCAGGAUUCCCAAUGCAGCCACACCAUCUGAUCUGACAAGUGUUUGCCCCAAAUAGGUGUCCCUUCAUUUAGAGAAAGCUCUUCCUUAAAACAAACACCAACUGGGUUUAUUGGCCCUCCACAGCCUCUACAGAAAUAAGUUGGAAAUGUUUUAAAUAAGAUGGAGAUAAAUUAAUUGCAGUGGAUUUUGUAGUGGCUGAAAAUUGGAAACCUGUGACCCCAGACCUAGACCAGAAGUGAGCAAUCAUUUUUGCUUUAAGUUUGCCAUGCCGGUGGAUGCCACAGGUUGGUCAAGGAACACAAGAAAAGGAUAAGGAACAAAAAGCAAGAGUAAAGGGAAGGAGUCAGUAAGUUAAAAACAAAAAGUGAGAUAGACACCAAAAAUUGCUUCUAGAGAUAAUGAUUGUUGGAACCUACUUUAGAGUUGCUAUUUAACUCCUUAAGCAAGUGAUUUAACCUCUGUCUCACCAGUGAGUUUCUUCACCCGUUAAGCAGUUCCAGCUCACAGGGAAAGACUAAAGAAUCACUAUCAUUUCAUAGAAGGGGCAAUGAUGCUUCGGAGGAAACGUUUUCAGCUAAGUAAACUGAGUCUUAGAACAUUUCUAAAACUUACUCAAGGUCAGUGUAAUUUUUGCUUCAGGCUAUAGAUCAUUAUACAUUCCUAGGAACCAAAGGGUGUGAAUUUCACUUGAGAAAGUUACACUAAUUAUCCUAAAGUAUUCAGUAUUAAACUAAACACAACACAUCCCAAUUACGCAUGAUAAUAUUUUGAAUUUCCUUCUGUGAGAGAGCUGAGCAGAUUGAAUUAGCUCUGUACCUGUUCUCUGAAAGAUUUUUUUUUUUUACAUCCUUUCAUCUCCAUCAAUACUACUAUUUCAUUUAGCCAUGCAAUAUGGAGACUUGAAGUCUCAUCAAACUGUAACUUUGAUGAAAAAUUGUUUUUGGGGGGCCCAAACUAUGUAGUCAGGAAUACUGUGUUGAAAUUACUACAUUUCAGAAAAACAUUUGAGACUGUGAGCUUAUUACCAAUUGCAAUAAUAAAUGUGAUGCUGUAAAAUUACAAUUCAUUAAAAGUGGAAAGAGGAAUUCUAGGAUGAAGUUACUGUAAGAUAUUUCAUAUGAGUGUGGAUACAUUAUAAGAAAAAUUUAAUAAAGAUUUUUCACACCAUUAA